Molecule: messenger RNA, 1930 nt
Organism: Toxorhynchites rutilus septentrionalis
Lineage: Eukaryota; Metazoa; Arthropoda; Insecta; Diptera; Culicidae
Exons: 4
Coding region: 317-1687 (456 amino acids)
Source: RefSeq, a predicted model, not a curated record
GUUGACGAGAUAAAACGCGUGUGCACGACAGUUUUGUGACAAGAUCACACACUGCAUCAGUCGGUGAAAACCGAAUAGGGGUGAAUGAUACACGGCCGAUAAAGGAUUGAUUAAUUGGCUCGAGCGGACGGUAGUGGAUUAUAUUCUUGAUUUCCCGUGCAUCUGGUCCAAGAGAUCCGGAUAUGUUUGGAGAGUGUUGAUUGAUAGUUAUCACAGUGGAGAAACUGUCAAUUAAGUGUCGGCUACUGGUAGUGAGCCUAAAAUCACAGUUAAUCUUCGGAUUUGCAUAUACUCGCGUUGGGGAUUGAUUAUUGCAAUGGCGAAGAAGUAUUUCAUAGGGUUCGUGAUAUGGUUCUGCUUUCUGCAACGAACGAGUGCCGAGCAAGCGACUGCUCCCAAUCGUCCAACUAAUUUGGAAGACAUCGAGCGAGAUAAUCUCAAGAAUGAGCGACAUCUGGCCUACACUAAGAAUUCAGUGGCAUCGCAACAAUCACAUGUAUCAUCUUCCCAGGGUGGCAAUCAGUAUUCGUUCCAGAUCGAACAUCAUCCAGGGGGAGCAACUAGUCACGCCGGAUUCAACUACGUGACUCCGAUUCCUUCAAGUCGACAGGCGUCCUAUUUCAAAGAAUAUACACCACAGUUCCCGCAAAAAGUUCCACAGGUUCACGAGGACCACUCAACGUACACCGUACCAUCCCGACAAUCACUGGUCCAGCCCAUAAUCGGAGGCAGUGCACCAACACAAACAUUCCUAACCCCUCAGCCACAGUACGUGUAUGUGCAAGCGCAACCCCAGCAGAUACAGCAAUAUGCGAACCAAAACUUGCCCCAGUCGCCGGCACACGCUCUCCCACAAAACCAACAGGCGUAUAUCAUGGUUCCCACUGCGUACUACCAGCCCCCUCACUCGGCACAACAGUACGCUGCUUUCGUAAACGAUCCAAACAACCAUGUGCAAGUCUACCAACAUGGCGCGACCGCGAACGGUAACUUGCAACAGUUCAACGCUCCGUUAGUCCAGCAAGCUCCUAUAAAAUCGCACGGAAUCGUGUAUGCCCAACCGGCACCUGCGCCUCCACGACAACAGUCUCCGUCUGCGGAAUACUCCGUUAUCAAGAGUGUUGAGCCUCAGAUGUACCUAUCCAACAAUCACCUACCGUCGCCAUCCGGUAUUCAAUACAGUCACUCUCCUGCCAAACCAGCCAUUCAAAUCCAUCAAGAAACUCAAACGUCAUACCCCUCGUUAUCCCAUCCAAAUAAUGGAAUCCUAAACUAUCUGGGUGUGCAACACAAAUCACCAACGAGCCUUUUGGAUUCCUACGUACCAAGUGGCCUUCAGGUGUCGCCUGCGAAACCCUAUGCGUAUCCCAAAUAUAUACCACACUAUCAGCCCCAAAAUCUUAACCACUAUCAGCCACAACUAUUCUACCAACCGCCGCAUCAAGCGACUCCCCACUCACCCUAUCCAUCGUAUGUUCCCCACGGCGCGGCACCAGCGCAGUUUCCGGCUGCCCAGGGCUACAACACAAUCGCAUACUCCGUUCCGCUCUCAUUUUCCAAACCAGUUUCUCAAUACAAGCGAUCACCAAUGCUGGAAUCGGUGUUCUCCGUGAAACAAUCCAGCCCUAAAGCCGUCUCAUCUGCCGUCACCAGUACGAAGCUACAACCGUCAACUAAACAAAUUUAGGACUAAACCUAGGCAGGACAUUUCUUGCUCAAAGCGUUACUCGAUUUCGAUCAAUUCCUGGAAGUGUGCUAAUUUAUACCCAUAGGAUAUAACAAUAGCGAUUAAGGUCCAACAUGUGAGAAACGCUGAUUUGCUAUACGCGGUUGAAUGCUUAGCCGGUGAACAGUGGAUCGUACUAGUAUACAAAAGUCCAUGUUUGAAAAGCUUACAGUGAUCCGUUGAUUUUAAUUUUGUUUUAUUGUA